AGUGUAAACAUACAAUUUACUUAACUGAUGCAUUACAAAACGAAAGCGAUUCGCAUUUUUUUAUAAUUAUCUCAAAUUGAGAUUCUAAAAUUCGGCCCGAAUUUCGGAAGCAAUAAAUCUGCACGUAAUAUAAGAUAAAUACAUGAUGAAAGAUAGUUAAAUUUAGUAGCAGCAGUAGCAGCAAAAAUGUAUUAUUACGAUAUUUCAUAUUUUGCUUUGAAACAAAACUACGCGAUGUGCCGCUUUAAGUAGCUGUGUAAAAAGGGUUAUGUCUUUCCAUAUUUUGAGUGCUUGGAUAGUAUCAAAUGGUGUCACUAAAGUGUAUGCAUAAUUAUGUUGACAUUGUUUUAAAAUCUCCUUUCAUGGUUAAGAUAAUAAAAAAUGAAUGGAUUUAAUAGUUUCACAUAUGAAUUGAAAUGUUUAAGGGAAAGAUGUCAGCAGACAGAUGUAUUUGUGACUUUAGGGUAUUCAGAUUAGGGACCACAAUUUCUUCGAUUUUUGUAGUGAUCGUUUUUGGCGUUAAUUUACUUCUAGUUAGUAAAUCGAACUUUGGUACACCUUGCACUACGACGCUUAACAAAACAUUGGAAGAAAACCUUAAGGUCAUACAAAACUACCCAUCAGGAGAUGCAGACAAAUAUCUUAUAGUAAAUGAUGCAAACAACUCUAAACAUCAAAUAAUACGCCAAAUACCCGUUUUUGUAACGGCUUUUGAUUACACACACUACAGAGAAUCCGAAGGUCUUUUCAAAUCUUUACAUGAACGAUUUCUGUCAAAUCAAAAGUAUAGAAACGAUAUGGUCAUCAUUGUUUACGAUCUUGGACUGACUUCAUCUGAAGCGAAAAUGGUACAGAGAAACUGCAAAUGUGAGUUUCGACGGUUUCCUUUUGAAUAUUAUCCGCCGCAUGUUAGAACACUGCGCACUUAUUCCUUCAAACCAAUUAUUGUAAAUCUUCUUUUGAUGGAAUAUGAUUUUGUAUGGUGGGUUGAUACUUCCGUGCGUUUUGUAACAGAUGGUAUAGAGACAGCGAUAGAACAAGCUAUCUUACACCGUAUUCUUUAUAGAGUGUCACCAGACAAGCAAACUACUGGUACUCUAAUAAAAAACACAAUGGAGGCAACAUUUCAGUUUCUAAAAGAGAGCAUCUGCAAUUUUAAACAAUUCAAUGAGGUAUUUGCUACGUCAUUGGUCUUUCAUGCAGAUCGUAUAUCGCUCGCUGCUGUCCAAGCAUGGGUGAAAUGUGCACUAAACGAAGGCUGUAUAGCACCAUAUGGAAGUCAGCUGAAACACAGAUGUGAUUUUUCAAAUGAUUAUGAAGAACGUUGUCACAGAUUUGACCAGUCCGUUAUUGGUAUCAUUAUACGCAGACUUUUCCAAGAACAAAAUGAUAACUUUCUUCAAGGUGAUCUUUAUCAUGUUAAACGAGGUGACUAUGUUUCAUAUUUUAAAUAAAUAUGAUGAUUUGGUAUCUCAUCCUUGAGGCCUAUUAUUAGUUUAUGGUUAUCAUUAUUUUUUUAAAAACCGAGGUUACGUUGUUGGUUAAGUGUAAUUAAGGAACGUGGCCUUCCCUUUAUAUAUUUAUCCUUGUUCUACUUUCCCAUUCAACUUCCCCCACCCCGUUUUACCCUUAACCAGCCCUCCCCGCGCCUCUGUCUAUAUUUUGCAUAUAUUUAUAUGUACUUGCUAGAUUUUUGGAACAACCAGUCUGUAAUAUUUUUCCAUUACAGCUUAUUUUUGUUGCGGGCCUACUUUGCUAAUAUGUGGCUCUGAGGCUGUGUAUUUGGUGUUCUGUGCUUCCGAGAAAUAUACCCUAACCUAUUAUCUUUUGCAUAAAGCUCGAAACGAAAUUUUUGAAGGAGCCUUAGUCCAAUUAAAAUAUCACUCUUUUCAUGAGCUCUCUGUAAGAAACACAGUUAAACAUAAUGUUGCUAUUAUUUUUCCUUGGUAGCGUUCUAUGAUAUCAUAUAUUUACAUUUUUAUCGUUGUAUAGUUAAAACAUUGCGGGCACAACUGACAUCAGUUACAUGUAAAUAAACAGAAAUAUGACGGCUUAAUCAAAUAUAAACAGAUACGGAAUUCAAAUAUUGACAAAACUACAUAAAAAAGUUAAUAAUAUAAUCGUUGUGUCUUUUUAGAAGUGUUCAAACGCAGAAUUUAUAAAAUCUUUCGGUGAGGUUGUUCUAGUAUUAAAUCAUGCUUGAUCGUUUAACAGGUUGAUAAAAACUUAUAAAAAUGUUCUCGAAUAUUCUAAUUUGAUAUAAGGAUAUCAUAUUAAUCUUGUUUAAACACUUUAAUAAUUUUUUCAACACUAUUUACUAUAAGAAAAACAAUAUAUCACUUAGGUCUAUAUAAAUGUAUAGCCAUGUUAUACACUGUUAUCCCAAUUUUGUGACACUUUGCAUCGGGGACAAAGCAUUCAAAAUCACACUGGCGCCAAAUAGUGCGGCGAUGGAGUUUGAGGUACGUAUAUCAUUUGCUGGAUAAUAUUUCGGAAUCAAAAGUAGGUCGACUUUUGUUUAGUAUUUAAGGAUGGUAUAUUCGUUAAAAAGCUUUAUGUUGGUAAAUAUUUUUGUUAGACUGGUUGGUUGCUAAGUCUUUAUUACACAUAUUCAAAAGAAAACUUAAAAUCUAUGUUGACUAAUUAUUCAGACAUGCUUCCAUCUAAAAGAUUAUAAUUUUGAUAAUCAUUAUCAUCAGAAAACAUGAGCUUCAAAGCCCAUGUGCAACCAGAAUAAUAGGCUUUAGGUUAGUUUUCCUUCUUUAAAUAUUGAGUGCCAAGCAAGGGAGUUAACAGUACCCUCUUCACAUUAUUCGUAUUACACAGCAAGGGUAAAAUGUAAACAUCCUGCACUCAUUACUGUUGAGCUUUUGAGGUAAUAUAUCUUGUAACUGUUUAUUUAGUGUUUUACAUUUUCAUGUUAAGACUACAAUCAAAUAUUAUUAAAGCAGGCAACUGCUUCAUACAAAGUGAAAUAAGAACAUAAAGUAAGUGUUGAAAAUUCACUGAUUGGCCACUUAAGACAACUGGCUACUUAAUAGUUCGCCAUUAAGACAGAUUCAUCUGUAGUCAUUCUUAGCUCAUCUGAGCACGAAGUGCUCAAGGUUAGCUAAUGUGACCGGCGUCCGUCGUCGUUUAUCGUGCGUCGUCCGUCGACAUUUGCCUUGUUAGCACUCUUACAGGGCACAGUUGAGACCUUUUUUCUAUGAGACUUGGUCAGAUUGUUUGUGAUAAUAAUUAAUGAAACUUGGUCAGAAUGUUUGUCUUGAUGAUCUCUAGAUCAAGCUAGAAAAUAUGUCAUGUAGGAUCAAUCUUGUUAACACUCUAGAGUCCAUAUUUUUUUUAAUUUUUUUUUUUUUGGAUUUCACGUCGCAUGAUAGGUCAUAUGGCGACUUUCCAGCUUUAAUGGUGGAGGAAGACCCCAGGUGCCCCUUAUUUCAUCACGAGCGGGAACCUGGGUAGAACCACCGACCAUCCGUAAGCCAUCUAGAGUCCAUAGAUUCAGUUUGAAACACACUAAUAUUGGCAGAAUGUUGUCUGGAUGACCUCUAGAUCAUGUUCAAAUUAGGGUCAUGUGGAGUCAAAAAUUAGGUCACCAGGUCCAAUCAA
This is a messenger RNA of Mercenaria mercenaria, 3609 nucleotides long. RefSeq lists its product as uncharacterized. The transcript is spliced from 5 exons. Lineage: Eukaryota; Metazoa; Mollusca; Bivalvia; Venerida; Veneridae. The record is from RefSeq and is a predicted model, not a curated record. The coding region runs from base 417 to 1454 and encodes 345 amino acids.